Trematomus bernacchii (emerald rockcod) is the source of this 2574-nucleotide messenger RNA. RefSeq names its product calcium channel, voltage-dependent, gamma subunit 6b (gene cacng6b). Gene Ontology annotation, cellular component: membrane; L-type voltage-gated calcium channel complex. The coding region runs from base 483 to 1283 and encodes 266 amino acids. Gene Ontology annotation, biological process: regulation of calcium ion transmembrane transport via high voltage-gated calcium channel. The transcript is spliced from 5 exons. Gene Ontology annotation, molecular function: calcium channel regulator activity. NCBI's taxonomy places the organism in Eukaryota, Metazoa, Chordata, Actinopteri, Perciformes, Nototheniidae. The record is from RefSeq and is a predicted model, not a curated record.
CUCCCAUCACCACUCUCCCCCUCUAUUAAGUUUCAAGCGUCUCUUCCUCCUGAACUGAACAACACACACCAAACAGGGGACUGGACGGAAAACAGUCACCGGCUCUCCUGGUCCUUACAUCCGUCUCCUCCCAUUUUAUAAUUUCCUUACUUCAUCUGCCCCUCACUUCCUUGUAGCUCUGUUCAUGGCUCUGUUCAUAUUUCUUUCUGUCUAAUUCAUUUGACUGUCCACUUAUUAUCCUUUGUUCCCUCUGACCACUUUUGCUUAAUUUACCCAUCAAUCACAGGAUAGUUGAUAGCUGUGUCUCCUCAUUUUUAAUAUAUUGUUUUAACACUUCCAUCCUACUCCUUAUCCUUUUCCUGUUUUCUCCCUACUAAACCAUCCUCCCAUCUUUUCAUCUAUUAUAUUGCUCCCCUUAUAAUAAGCCCCCCCCCUCCCCCCUCACCCCUUGUCUUCGUCGGGCCUGGCCAGUUGAGAUCAUCAUGUGGUCCAACUUCAUCGUACAGCCCGAUGGUGAUGAUCGUAUCGGGGUGGCCGGGACUGUACAAGGUGGGGGUUUAGCUGGAAUAAAAGGUGGAAGGGGACAGGGAAGGAGGGUCCAGAAGAUGAGUGACAGCCAGGAAGGAAAGAUCAAGCUGGCCUUCUUUGUGGCUAUCAUUGGCGUGACCCUCACCGUGUUGGGCAUGGGCACAGAGUUUUGGGUGGAGCUGGCACAACCAAAGAAUUUCAGCGGCAACCAGACCUGCCAGAUGGCAUAUUAUGGCCUGUGGAAGGGCUGCAUCCGCACCCUAUUUGUGGCGGACAUAGACCCAGACAGGGAGCUCUGCGGCCCCGUUGAACUAAAUGGAGUAACCAACUGCACCUACUUUAAGUUCUUCACCUCCGGGGACAAUGCAGUCAUAUUCAAGAAGACGACGAACAAACAGCUGAAUCUAGCAGCAGCUAUCAUGGCCCUUUUGAGUCUGACCAUGAUGGCAAUGGGCUCCAUCUGCAUCGGCAUGUCCCUCAGCAAAGGAGUGCCCUUCUUUCUCAAGCCAGCCUCCUUCUGUUUCAUCCUAUCAGGUGUGCUGGUCCUCCUGUCUGUCCUGAUAUUCCAACAGUCCGUGUUGGCCUUGCUGUCCAGUGAUGACUCCAUACCUUUACACUAUGAGCUGUCCUGGUCUGUGGCCUGCGUCGGCUCCGCGGGAGGAAUUCUUAUUUUUGGAGGUUGCCUCUUUAUCCUCCUCUCUCUUCCUUUCAGCCCCUGGGAGAAAUGCUUUCCACAGAAGAAUAGCGUCACCUAACACUUGAAUGAUAAUCAAAUAUGCACACAGUAUUCUUGAUGUAUUGUUUGAGAGUGGAAAACAUCCAUUUUCUGAAGGCGGUGACUCUGCUUAUUCUCGGCAUUUAAUUUGUCAGAGAAGUCAUACAAGGUCUUAAUCAAAAUGUUUGUAGAGAAUUCAGAAACACUUUAGAAAGGCCUCCAGAAUUUGAAACAAAUGUGUUUUAGUGUUAUUUUUGGUAGAAAUAGUUGGACAUAGCCAUUUUAGUUUAAUGGUUUCAUUUUAAGCUUUGUUGUGUCACACAAAUCUUGUUAUCCUGUCUAAAGUUGUACAUCCACAUACAAAUAUCUACUACAACUUUUUGCCAGCAUAAGUAUAUCAUAAAAAACCUUUUAAAGGCUCAAACACUUUUUUUUAAACUUUAAUGCUAAGUAUGGAAGCCCAUUUCUGUGAAGAAAAAAAAAUGAUGGCUUAAAUUAAAAUGUGUUUAUUUUUAUUUUCUCUUCACAGUUUUUGUGGCUCUACAAAACAAAAAACAGAGUUUCUGUUAUAAUUCAUAUGAUUGCUAGACGGGGCUGUCUAUCGAACGUUAGCAUUUGUCGUUUUAGGUCUCUACUAAUGUUGCUCUUCUUGAAAGGACAUUCUUUAAGUUAGACACAAUACACAAGAAUGAGAUUGUAAAUCAAAAGUGCGAUUAUAUGACAAAUAAUGAAGAUCAAAUUACAGAUGUCUCAUAAAAAUGACUUAACAUAAAUAUUUUGUUUAAAAUUCAUAAGGCACCACCAGAAUCUAUAACCAUCAAUUUAGCAAAAAAUACUGUAUAGUUUUGUGUCAUAUCUGCUAAAUUAUAUAUUGUAAAAAAGUUCAUAUUCUAAGUCCUAUGAAGCUUUUAUACACUUACUACUUGUUAAAGAAGAGGCUUCAUGCCAUUAUUUAUAACUUAUGUGUGUUUUUUUCAACAAUUUGCUGAAUGCUGCUUCAGUAUGAAUGUAUGUUGAAUGAAAACAACUGUAAAAAGUGAUUAAAAUACCUUUUUGUGUAUCAGAGAAUUGUAUGGACUCACUUUAUAAGCUCAACUUUGUACAUAAACUGAAUGAAUGUGUUUAUAUUGUACGAAUGGUCUCUGUUUGCAAUGUUGUCUCCCGUCACUUUAUAUGUAAUAUGUAUGCAAUAAGUACACUUUAAAUAAUGUCAUAGGAUGCUCUCCUUUUCUCUCUACCAAGAAAUGCUAUUUUACAAGUUUUAGGCUUAUUUCUACUCAUAUAUAUGUACAUUAUGUGGCGCCGGUUUUGCUUAUCAUUAAAGGGAUUUG